Molecule: messenger RNA, 854 nt
Organism: Musa acuminata AAA Group (dessert banana)
Lineage: Eukaryota; Viridiplantae; Streptophyta; Magnoliopsida; Zingiberales; Musaceae
Exons: 1
Coding region: 52-543 (163 amino acids)
Source: RefSeq, a predicted model, not a curated record
CGAGAGCUCCUGCUCGCCGGAACAAGAAGAAGAAGAAGAUUUGAUCGAGAGAUGGCCUUGAUCACGGAUGACGUCAAAGCCAAGGCUGAGAUCUAUCAUGGCGACGAGAUCUGCCAGGAGAAGUCCAAGUUCCUGCUGCAGGAGGUGGGCCUCCCCCGCGGUCUGCUCCCCCUGAGGGACAUCGUCGAGUGCGGGUACGUGGAGGAGACCGGCUUCGUGUGGCUGAAGCAGAAGCAGAAGGUGGAGCACUGCUUCGAGAAGAUAGGGAGGCGGGUGUCGUACUCCCCCGAGAUCACCGCCGUGGUGGAGAAGUCCAAGAUCAAGAAGCUGACGGGGGUGAAGGCCAAGGAGCUGCUGGUGUGGAUCACCCUGGACGAGAUCUCCGCCGACGGCCCGCCCGCCGGGAAGCUCACCUUCAAGACCCCGGCCGGGCUCUUCAGGACCUUCCCCGCCUCCGCCUUCGAGAUCGAGGGGGAAGGGAGGAAGCAGGCGAAGGUGGCGCCUCCGCCGGACCAAUCUUCGCAGGCGGUUUCCCAGAACUGAUCUGCCCACCCCCACGACUAGGGUUUGGGUGGUGUGGGAAGUAGAAUAAGAGAAGGUAGCCGUGGGGAUGGUGCAUCUUCUUCUCAGCUUACCUGCUCUCCUAUCUAGCAAAGUUAGCUUGCACCCGACAAGGUCAUCUAUUGUGGCUGUCGUCUCUUUCUUAUGCCCUGUUAGGUGCUGUAAGAUGAAUGCAGUGUCACCUCUUUGCUGCAUUCUCAUUCUCUAUCAGAAGCUUAAUUUCCUUCUCUAUACAAACCAUCUAUGUUGCUUCUCUCGCAAAUACUGCAAUCAUCACAAUAUUGAAACAUCCA